Messenger RNA from Trematomus bernacchii (emerald rockcod), 1911 nucleotides. RefSeq names its product info leucine-rich repeat, immunoglobulin-like and transmembrane domains 3a (gene lrit3a). Lineage: Eukaryota; Metazoa; Chordata; Actinopteri; Perciformes; Nototheniidae. The transcript is spliced from 5 exons. Gene Ontology annotation, molecular function: protein binding. The record is from RefSeq and is a predicted model, not a curated record. Bases 1 to 1911 code for a protein of 636 amino acids.
AUGCGUCAACUUCUAUUAGUGUAUGUAAUCCUAUGCGGUCUCAGUUUGGCUCAUCCCUUCUGUCCAUCCCAGUGUACCUGUGUCUUACAUGGACAUACCGACGGAGCAAGAACAAGAUCUGUGGUUUGCAAUGAUCCAGACAUGGCUGACGUCCCAGUCAAUGUCCCUGUGGACACGGUCAAACUUCGAAUUGAGAAAACCAUGGUACGGCGAAUCCCAACAGAAGCUUUUUACUACCUGGUGGAGCUACGGUACCUGUGGAUUACAUACAAUUCCAUAACCUCAGUGGAUUCUGCAGGUUUCUACAACCUCAAAGUGCUCCACGAGCUGAGGCUGGAUGGAAAUAUGAUCUCCGUAUUCCCUUGGGAGUCUCUGAAAGAGAUGCCAAUGCUGAGGACACUGGAUCUACACAACAACAGGAUCACUAAUGUUCCCAAUGAAGCAAUACCGUAUCUCUUCAAAAUUACAUACUUGGAUCUAUCCAGCAACAAAUUAGCCACCCUGCCCUCUGAUCUAAUGGAUAUCUGGCCGCCCUUCAAUGGAGCACCCAUCUUUGCUAACACCUCCCAGAAAGUUGUAUUAGGGCUCCAAGAUAACCCCUGGUUCUGUGACUGUAAAAUUUCCAAGCUGAUUGAGCUUUCAAAAAUGUCUGGGACGCCAGUUGUUUUGAUGGACCUGUUCAUGGCCUGCAGUGGACCAGAGAAUCUGGCUGGUUUCCCUUUUCAGCGUGCUGAACUUGACAAUUGUGUAAAACCAUCCGUCAUGUCUUCAGCAUCCAAGAUCACAUCUGAUUUGGGAAGCAAUGUUAUCCUGCGAUGUGACGCCACAGGGUUUCCAACACCAAGUCUUUCCUGGGCUAAGUCUGAUGGCUCACCCGUCGACAACACAGUCCAGGAGUCACCUGGAGACGGCAUCAGAUGGUCCAUCAUGAGUUUGCACGGAAUUUCGUUCGAAGACGCGGGGAACUACAAUUGCAAAGCUAAGAAUUAUGCUGGCAAUGCAGAAGCCACCAUAUUGGUCUCAGUUGCAGGUGACAUCAGUACCACCAUGGUUCCACUAAGGCUUAGCAAUAAAACUGAACCAACUAAACAAGUCACAACAGUUAUUCCCCCAACGGACACUCCCAUCUCAACCACUAUGAUGACAACAGCUAUCCCAACAACGUCAACAACGUCAACAACGCCAAAAACGACCACAAGCAACAAUCUACAAAAAGGCCCAUUGAAACAAGCAAAACCCCAGCCAGGAGGCAAUGGGAGAAAGCUUGCAGCAGAUGAAAAGAGCAAGAUAAUCGACAAAUCAAAGUCUGUCAAAGACAUUAAGAUUGUAGAGGAAACAUCUGACACUGCAGUGUUGCUCUGGAGAGCAGAUGGGUUACAGAAUGAUGCCCCACUUACAGUGGUAUACUCACCCUAUGAUGAGGAUGACAUGAAAAGGACGGUGGAGACGAAAGCUGGCAGUGGAAAAGUGCUCCUGGAGGGAUUAUCAUCUGGGAUGAGGUACUCAGUUUGCCUCAUAGUAAAAGGUAGUGCGGCUGGAAAAGAUCCUUGCACUGAAUUCUACACAUUGAACGAUGUAGAGGAUGGUGAGAACAACAAGCUUUUCAUUUUUAUAAGCGGCAUUGCCUGUAUUUUGGUUUUGUCUCUCAUUGCCCUUUUAAUGUACAACAUUAUUGAUUUGUACUACAAGGGACAGAACACAGAAUAUGACGAGGAGGAGCUUGAAAAAGACAGCUAUGUCAAAUUUGAGACAAUUUCAAUGAAACAAAGGACUGUAAAUUCUCAACCAACGCAACUUUGGGCAAGAAGAGCAACUCACGAAUCAGAGCGAAUGCUCCUGUGCUCCAGGUCGAGCAAUGACUCCCAAAUGACCUCCAAGAGUGACAGUUCCCGGUGUGAGUAUCUUUGCUGA